Messenger RNA from Oldenlandia corymbosa var. corymbosa, 4537 nucleotides. Lineage: Eukaryota; Viridiplantae; Streptophyta; Magnoliopsida; Gentianales; Rubiaceae. The record is from the annotation of a GenBank genome assembly.
AAGGAAAUGUAAAUACGAACGUAAGCGGUAAAAUUCAGAUAUUGAAAGGCGGGCCUUAGCCGUAUUGUGGCCCCCCACAGACCUUAUGAUUUUUAUAAAUAAUAUAUAGAUUAUCUCUCAGUCUUGUUGCCAACACACGCGAUCGACUUCCCCUUCCGGACUUACGUUCAUCAUUUGGAGGUUUCCUUCUUCAUCUCUAUCCCAUCCAUCCUUUGCUCCUUUCUCCCAUGGAUCCCUACAAGGUAUUCCCAUCAAUUUAUCAUUGUUUUCUAUUCUUUAUUUUUUUAGUUUGUUUCUGUUCAUUCUUUUUUUGGGAAACGUUGCGAUGUGAUUCAUGUUUUAUUGUUUGGAAUUAGAGUUGGGAAUUAGGGAUUCAACGAUUAGCUAGAGCAUGGACUUUUUAAGUUUUUGUUGAGCUGGGUUAUGGCCUCUUAAAGCGACCCCACUUUUCCAUCAUUUUCUUGGAAUAUCCAGGAGUUUUCCUUAUAAGAAAUUAAUUAAAUUGGAAUUUAUCGAUUUGUUUGUUUGGACGUGUUAAUGAAUACGAGAUUAUGGGUUUUGUAUGUUCCGGUUAGAGAAUGAUGAAAGAUUGAAUUUUGGUGAAUCCGAUGUUUGUCCCUUCGCCUUCUCUUCUUUUGUUCCUCUGUUGGUUUAUGGCGGAAGACAAGUUUAUUGUAAUUUCUGCGUCUAUGGAGGACUCUGAUAUGAUGAGUGUGUGUAUUUUGAGUAAUAAAUGAUGAAAGAUAUUGAAUUUACGGUUUGGUUGGGGUGCAGCACCGGCCAUCUAGUGCUUACAAUUCACCAUUCUGGACCACCAACUCUGGGGCCCCUGUAUGGAACAAUAACUCCUCUCUUACUGUUGGAACCAGAGGUAAUUUGUUCCUCCUCUUGCUUCUUUGUGUGGUUUAUUUAUUCUUCCACAUGAUAUUUGUAGUUGUUAGCCGAGUUUUUUAAUUUUUAAUCUGUGAAUGAAACAUCUGGAAAAUGGGAAAUAAUUCAUUUGUCAUUGAUGUAUGUAUUUUUAGUUUUUUAAUCUUUUCAAAGUGUAAAUGAAGACUUGUGCUCUCACAAAGCCUGGAGAAUGGUUUACAUGGCCGACCCCAUAUAAUGGGAGACAAGCGUAAUUGUGAUGUUGCACUUGCUCAAAUUUUAAAGGCACUGUGCAUCAAACUCAAGUAGUUGUGUUGAUAUGUUGUGGUUUGGAUUUUUCUAUCUAUUGAGAUUUUGAUGUGCUUUAUUCCAUUUUUUUCUUCUUAUUCAGGUCCCAUUCUCCUUGAGGAUUAUCACUUGGUGGAGAAGCUUGCUAACUUUGACCGUGAACGGAUUCCAGAGCGUGUAGUUCAUGCCAGAGGUGCCAGUGCUAAGGGCUUCUUUGAGGUCACUCAUGAUAUUUCCAAUCUCACUUGUGCUGAUUUCCUUCGUGCUCCUGGAGUUCAGACACCUGUUAUUGUUCGAUUCUCAACUGUUAUCCAUGAGCGUGGAAGCCCUGAAACCCUCAGGGACCCCAGAGGUUUUGCUGUCAAAUUUUACACUCGGGAGGGUAAUUUUGAUCUGGUUGGCAACAAUUUCCCUGUUUUCUUCAUUCGUGAUGGAAUGAAAUUCCCCGAUAUGGUACAUGCACUGAAGCCCAAUCCCAAGUCUCACAUUCAAGAGAAUUGGAGAAUCCUCGACUUUUUCUCUCAUCAUCCUGAGAGCUUGCAUAUGUUUACAUUCUUGUUUGAUGAUUUGGGUGUCCCACAAGAUUAUAGGCAUAUGGAAGGCUCUGGUGUCAAUACCUAUACCUUGAUAAACAAGGCUGGAAAAGUUCAUUAUGUGAAGUUUCACUGGAAACCAACAUGUGGAGUGAAGUGCUUGCUGGAGGAUGAAGCCAUCAAAGUUGGAGGGUCAAAUCAUAGUCAUGCUACCCAGGAUCUCUAUGAUUCCAUUGCUGCUGGAAACUAUCCUGAGUGGAAACUCUUUAUCCAGAUCAUUGAUCCUGAUCAUGAGGACAGGUUCGACUUUGACCCUCUUGAUGUUACCAAAACCUGGCCUGAGGAUAUUUUGCCUCUGCAACCAGUGGGUCGCUUGGUAUUGAACAAGAACAUCGACAACUUUUUUGCCGAAAAUGAGCAACUUGCUUUCUGCCCUGCCAUUAUUGUUCCUGGUGUAUACUAUUCAGAUGACAAACUACUUCAGACUCGAAUCUUCUCGUAUGCUGAUACCCAGCGCCACCGUCUCGGGCCAAACUAUCUGCAGCUCCCAGCAAAUGCACCCAAGUGCGCUCAUCACAACAAUCAUCAUGAAGGUUUCAUGAAUUUCAUGCACAGGGAUGAAGAGGUAAUAUUUUCCUUAAUUUCGUAAUGAGAAAGCAUUAUGCUACGCAGUCAUUACGCUGAUUAUUUUCCUUCUUAAAAGGUUAUAUCUUAUUGGUGGUAAACAUAUGCUCUUCAUCUUUGCCUGUAUUUCCCUUUGAAUGGACAUAUAACUGCUAGAAACUUCCCUAGGAGAAAAGUAUUUUGAUUACAACUUACCUGUGGUUUUAGUGUUUAAGGUGUUCUUCUUUAUGAAUGACUAGAAUUAUAACCCCUCGAUAAUGUUUCUCUAUCUAUUGACUUAGGUUUAGAGAACGUUUAAUUUUACUAAAUCUUUCUAUGUUCAUUCCAGGUCAAUUAUUUCCCGUCAAGGUAUGACCCUGUUCGUCAUGCUGAGAGGCACCCAAUACCUCCUCCCGUCUUGACUGGAAGACGUGACCGGGUGAGUUUCUAGAAUUAAGGUUAAUUAUGUAAUGAUUGGAUUGUAUUACAUGUGUAGAUAUAAGAAUGUGGAUGCAUUUUUUUCUUUCUAGCCGUUGCUUCCAUCCACUUAAUAGUCGUUGUGCUACCCCAAAAAUGUUAUGUGAACAUGUCAGUGUGUGGUUUUUAGAAGUGUUUAUUGUGUCAUACAAGUCACCGUCUUGGGUAGAGUAAGUUCCUCAAGUAAAGGACAGAAAUUUUGGUGAAUGGUAUCUGAUAUUAUUGCGGGUAGGAGCGUUUCAUAUGUUGCAAUAGAAACAGAAAUCUGGAGGUUUCUUAUGUACAGUGUUCUAUAUGUUGCAAUAUAAAUAGAUGUCUGGAGUUUUUUUAUUUGUCUAUUAGAGGUCUGCAAAAGUUGGUCUUGUUUUAUAACAAAAGGCAUGUUUUCUGGUUUGUACAGUGCAUUAUCGAGAAGGAGAACAACUUCAAGCAACCUGGAGAGAGAUACCGUUCCUUUGAUCCUGAGAGGUACUGGGUUUGUCACCCUAUUAAAGCUCUUGAUGUAUGACACUUGAAUGCGUAUGCAGACAUUCUCACUAAUGCUAUCUUUCUCAGGCAAGAGAGGUUCAUCAAACGAUGGGUUGACGCUUUAUCUGAUCCACGACUCACCCACGAAAUCCGCGCGAUUUGGAUCUCAUACUGGUCUCAGGUCUAGUUUCCUUUCCCCUUUGCCUUUUCUUCUCUUUCCUCACCUGAUGUAUUCACCAUGAUUGAUGUUAUUGCUGAUUGUGGUAAUUUUUGUGGAGGAAAAUGGUGGAUUUUUUUUUUUUUACAAAUGGCAUUUAAGUCAGAUAAUACUAGUCAUUUACAAACGGCAUGAUAUGAUAUCGGAUCAUCGAAUACUCAUAUUUUGCUGUGUCUUGCAGGCUGACAAAUCUCUUGGACAGAAACUUGCCUCACGCCUGAACGUGAGACCAACAAUGUGAAUGACAUGACUAUACUGUGUACUUUAGAGACCCUAAUGCUUUUCAGGGUUGGUUGUCGGUUGAGUGGUUUGAGGCCUAAUGGCGUCCUUGGUGGUUCUGUUUGUUGUAUUCGUGUAAGAAAUGAGAACAAGUCUACCCCUGUAUAACUUGUUACAGAUUUUUUCGGAUCUUUUAAUGAAAAUAAUAAAAUCAGUCCUUUUUGUGCAAAACGAUCCUUUUUGGGCCAAAGCCUAAUUAUGGAAUGAUCAUGACUCGGCUCAAGUAGUCCUUUUGGAAGUCUAUUUUACAUGAUGUUGAAUUAUGGGGGGACUUUGGAUAUGCUCUUCAACAAUGCUGCUCGUAUUUAUGCUAAUCUUCUUCCAUCAGGUCUUGCAAUAAUAGUCAAAAAAGUGAACUUGUGAAAUCAGCAAUUGUAGAAAGGAGUAAGAAACAUAACUCAGCUCAAGUUCGUCCUUUCAGGGUAAUUGUUAUGGUUGGUUUUUUUUUUUUUAAUUGGGUUUAUUAAUUUGACUUUUAAGUGUUAGUCGAUAGUAUAUAUGCUCUUCUGUGUAUCUCUUUAUUCUGUUUUACUUUUCUUCUUGUCUUCCGACUUUUUUACAAGGGGAAGAACCCAACUCUUUAAUUCUUUUCCCCUACAUCCAAUCCGUUAAACAUUGCUAAAUGAACUGCUCUCUUUGUUUUUAUUCUAUAAAAUAUAUUUUGAUUUGUCCUAACUUCUUCUAUUGAGAAAUAAAAUUUUAAAAAUAUUUGAUAAUAAUCGAGAAAACACAAUAAUUGUGACGAUAUGAUUUAUAUAAAGUUUUAUUUUGAAUCAGAAGAACGUAUUAAAUAAAAUCUAAG